AAAAUGAGCGUCUCGGUCCUGCGUGUGGCGGCCGCGUCUGGGAGCAGGAGAAAAUGGCGGUCUCCACAGGAGUUAAAGUUCCUCGUAAUUUUCGCUUGUUGGAAGAACUCGAAGAAGGACAGAAAGGAGUAGGUGAUGGUACGGUUAGCUGGGGCCUUGAAGAUAAUGAAGAUAUGACACUUACAAGGAGGACAGGCAUGAUUAUUGGGCCAUCAAGGACAAACUAUGAAAACAGAAUAUAUAGCCUGAAAGUAGAAUGUGGAUCUAAAUACCCGGAAGCUCCUCCAUCAGUUAGAUUUGUAGCAAAAAUUAAUAUGAAUGGGAUCAAUAAUUCCAGUGGAAUGGUGGAUGCACAGAGCAUACCAGGAUUAGCAAAAUGGCAAGAUUCCUAUAGCAUUAAAGCUGUGCUUCAAGAGCUAAGACGUCUAAGGGUGUCCAAAGAAAAUAUGAAGCUUCCACAGCCGCCAGAGGGACAGACGUACAACAACUAAUAGUGGAUCUCAAAC
This is a messenger RNA of Acomys russatus (golden spiny mouse), 506 nucleotides long. RefSeq names its product ubiquitin-conjugating enzyme E2 variant 2-like. The record is from RefSeq and is a predicted model, not a curated record. Bases 54 to 491 code for a protein of 145 amino acids. Lineage: Eukaryota; Metazoa; Chordata; Mammalia; Rodentia; Muridae. Gene Ontology annotation, cellular component: nucleus. Gene Ontology annotation, biological process: DNA damage tolerance; protein K63-linked ubiquitination. The transcript has a single exon.